AUGUCGGAAAUCGAGAAGGCACUACUGGAGCUAAAAGCCUUGAUGAAGUACCGAGCUGUCGAACUUGGGUAUGAGGAAGAAUUUCGCGGCCUUGGGUUGACUAGCAGGAAGAACCUGUGCCUCCACCCACUGCUCAAGCAAGAGAAAAGCAGCAGAGUCGUGGAUGCUAAAUGUCGACUCUUGACUGCCACAUUCGUGAGGGAAAAGAGAAAUCGAGGCGAAGAUCUUGAAGGCUGUGUUUAUCACGAUAACCUGGAUUUGCUCGAGCCGCGCAAUCUUAUCCCAAAUGGAAUCUGGACAUUGGACGACCUACUACGCUAUGGAGAGCAGCAUAAACAAUGCCCGUACUUUACUUCUAGGCGGAUGAUGCAGUAUAGCGAUGUUAUCAUAUACUCACAUCACUACCUCCUAGACCCAAAGAUCGCCGAGACUGUUUCCAGGUCCUUCUUGGUAGAUAGUAUUGUUGUCUUUGAUGAAGCUCACAACAUUGAUAACGUAUGCACCGAGUCGCUGAGCUGCGAUAUCACUGAUGAAGCUCUUGGGCGGGCCAGUCGAGGCACACAAAAGCUCAACCAAAGAGUCAAGGAGAUGAAGGAGACCAACCACGACAAGCUGAAGGCUGAGUACUAUAGGCUGGUCGAUAGCCUGCGUGAUACCAUUGACCCGAGCCAGGAAGAGGAGUGCCUAGUCAAUCCGGUCCUUCCCCAGCAUCUGUUGCGAGAACCUGUACCUGGCAACAUUAGAAAGGCAGAGCAUUUUACUCGCAUCAAAGCCCGUCAAGUCAUCUUAGAAUCGCCAGCGUCUUUCCUGGUUCAUCUCAAAGAGCACACCUUCAUUGAGCGAAAAGCUUUGCGAUUCUGCGCAGAACGCCUCGCCUCGUUGAUGAGGACUCUUGAGCCGACUGAUGAUGGCCUGGAAGACUUUCUAUCCCUCGGAGACAUUGCUAUGUUUGCGACCCUUGUGGCGACAUAUGACAAAGGAUUCAAUGUCAUUCUUGAACCUUUUGUCUCCAAUACAAUGGAGGUGUCGGACCCUGUCUUGCAUUUCGUCUGUCUUGAUGCUGCAAUAGCCAUCAAACCAGUAUUUGAGCGGUUUCGCACUGUCAUUAUCACCUCCGGAGAUCUCUCUCCUCUAGAGAUCUAUCCCAAGAUGUUGGAUUUUACUCCCGUUAUGGAGCGGUCUUAUACUAUCACCUGGUCAUCUCGACAAUCCUUCCUACCAAUGAUAGUCACCCGUGGGAGUGACCAAACCGCUAUAGCUACGAGUAUCCGGAUGCAGCAUGACCCUAGUGUCUUACGGAAUUAUGGUCGCCUUCUUGUUGACUUUGUCAAGGUUACCCCGGAUGGCUUGAUUGUCUUUUUCCCUUCAUCUCUCUACAUGGAGUCUACCAUUAGUGUGUGGCAGGGGAUGGGCAUACUCGAUGAGAUAUGGCGUUACAAGGUACUCUUAGUGGAAACGCCAACUGCACAAGAGACCUCGCUAGCUCUUGAAACUUACCGUACCGCUUGUUCAAAUGGGCGAGGCGCUGUUUUUCUAUGCCUGGCUCGUGGAAAGGUCCCUGAGGGAAUUGAUUUCAGUCGUCAAUAUGGGCGCUGUGUUCUCUGUAUCGGAGUACCCUUUCACACGGAAUCAAGGAUCAUGAAGGCUCGGCUAGAAUUCCUGCGUCAAACAUAUCGCAUUCGAGAGGACGACUUUCUAUCGUUCGACGCGAUGCGUCACGUAACACAGUGUCUUGGGCGUGUUAUAAGGGGCAAGGAUGACUACGGCGUUAUGGUUCUGGCUGACCGUCGAUUCGAGAGGAAAAGAAUGCAGCUCCCAAAGUGGAUCAGUCACGCUCUUCUUGAAGCAAAUAUCAAUCUCAGCACCGACAUGGCUGUGAGCAACGCCAAACAAUUUCUCAACGAGAUGGCUCAGCCACUUCCGGUCGACCAGGAUGGCGUCGGCACCUGGGGGCUUGAAGAUCUGCGAAGGCAUCAAGAGGAGGAACUGGCCAACCGACCAGGCGUACCACCACCUCACUCCGGUACUGAUCAACAGAGCUGA
Molecule: messenger RNA, 2043 nt
Organism: Thyridium curvatum
Lineage: Eukaryota; Fungi; Ascomycota; Sordariomycetes; Thyridiales; Thyridiaceae
Exons: 5
Coding region: 1-2043 (680 amino acids)
Biological process (GO): nucleotide-excision repair; transcription by RNA polymerase II; positive regulation of mitotic recombination
Cellular component (GO): nucleus
Molecular function (GO): DNA helicase activity; ATP binding; hydrolase activity, acting on acid anhydrides, in phosphorus-containing anhydrides
Source: RefSeq, a predicted model, not a curated record